Molecule: messenger RNA, 901 nt
Organism: Aethina tumida (small hive beetle)
Lineage: Eukaryota; Metazoa; Arthropoda; Insecta; Coleoptera; Nitidulidae
Product: probable low affinity copper uptake protein 2
Exons: 3
Coding region: 35-658 (207 amino acids)
Biological process (GO): copper ion transmembrane transport; intracellular copper ion homeostasis
Cellular component (GO): plasma membrane
Molecular function (GO): copper ion transmembrane transporter activity
Source: RefSeq, a predicted model, not a curated record
GCCACUAGUACUACGUGACCGCAACAGCGUGACAAUGAAGAAUGCCUUUUUCUGGGGCACGGACGUCGGAACGUACUUGUUCAAGGGGUUGGAGAUCAACUCGGUCGGGGGGCUGGUGGUGCUGUGCUUGCUGGUCACGUUGAUGUCGUUCGUGUUCGAGUACUUGAGGUUCUUGCAGACGAAGCACAGACAAAAGGAGCUGAUUUUGCGCUCCAAGCAGCUCAAGCAGAUCUGUACGACUGAGAGUGCCAGUCUGAUUAGGGGCAAUGUCGAUGAGAGGAACCCCUUGAACAUCACUUACAGAUACAGGGCCAUGCUUUUUGGCACCGAAGUAUGCCUGUGGUUGCUGUCUCAAAAUUUGGGGUAUAUUUUAAUGUUGACUGUUAUGGUUUAUGACGCGUGGAUUUUGGUGGCCGCCGUUAUAGGAGGCGGAAUAGGAUAUCUUAUUUUUGGACAGAAGUUUAUGAAGAUCAAUCUACAGAAUUGUCAGAUUAUCAGAGACACUUUUUGUACACAAAUAUGUGGGGAGUUAGGGCAAGAGGAAAGAGAUGGAGAGUCAACUCCAACAUUGGAAGGUCCAUCUACAUCACAUGGCAGCCGUGACUUGGAUGUUGGACCUGUAACAACUUCAGUCAGUGUUCAUGCAACUUGUCACUAGUACUUCGUGGUACUCGUUAUAUUUAACAUGUAUGGUCUGGUUUCUUUGUUUUUCAAAGUAGAAUUGUUGUUUAUUUGAUAAUGUGUAAAUUUAGCGAGUACUUUAGAAGGAAUAAUAAAUAUUGUGAUAUAUUAUAAAUAUUUCAGUUUAAUCUUGUUAUGUUAAUUAAAAUUUAAUAUUUGUUAUGAUUAUAAAUGCUCAUAUUACAUAAAGAUACAUAUUUAAAAUAUACAUUUUUACGUA